Perkinsus marinus ATCC 50983 is the source of this 636-nucleotide messenger RNA. RefSeq names its product Glutathione S-transferase, putative. Gene Ontology annotation, molecular function: glutathione transferase activity. The record is from RefSeq and is a predicted model, not a curated record. The coding region runs from base 1 to 636 and encodes 211 amino acids. Gene Ontology annotation, biological process: glutathione metabolic process. The transcript has 5 exons. NCBI's taxonomy places the organism in Eukaryota, Perkinsozoa, Perkinsida, Perkinsidae.
AUGGUUGCUCUUAAGCUCUAUUACUUCGAAGCUGGUCCGGCUGAUCCUAUCAGACUCAUCUUCGCCAUUUCUGGUAUGAAGUUCGUCGAUGAGAGGAUUCAGAUGGAUCAGUGGCCUGCGUUGAAGGCUUCUGGGAAGUUCCCUCUUGGGCAGUUGCCAGUACUCGAGUUCGAGGACGGCACUCAGAUCACUCAGAAUCAGGCCAUUAUGAGAUAUGUUGCUGCACUCAAUCCUUCUACCGGCUUGUAUCCCCUUGACCUCAAGCAAAGGUUCCGUGUUGAUGAGAUGAUGGAUAUUGUCAAGGACAUCCAGUCGAGUUUCUUCAUGGUUAUGAAGGCACCAGAAGGAGAGGAGAGAGGCGCUGCUCAGAAUAACCUAUACAAGAAGGUGCUCCCCUUCUUCUUCAGCAAGAUAGAGGAGCGUAUGGGAGAUCAUGAGUACACCGCCGGUGAUGCAUUGACUAUUGCGGAUCUCGCACUUUACGGCAUUUACGAAUUGCUCCAUCUCCCCUUCGUGGGCGGUCUCCCAGAAGAUUUAUUUACACCCUACACCAAAAUAACGCGCGUUUUCGACGCUAUCAAGACCCAUCCAGCUGUUAAGCUUUGGGAAGAGAAGCACGAAGUGAUGACUCAGUAA